GAGAAUGUAUAUAACAUGGACGAGACGGGCGUCAUGCUGAACAUGCUUGGCUCUGUUAAAGUCCUAGUAAGCAAGGAUGACCUCCGUGACUAUAGGGGAGCAGGCGUCAAGCGCACCCAGGUAACUGCUAUUGAGUGCAUCAGUGCUGACGGUAGGUCGCUGCUCCCUCUUAUUAUCUGGCCAGCUUCGACCCAUAGAAGUAACUGGACUACCUUCCCAACCCCUGGCUGGCAUUAUGGACACUCAGAAAACGGAUACAAUGACUCGAAGAUUAGCCUGGAG
Bipolaris victoriae FI3 is the source of this 282-nucleotide messenger RNA. RefSeq lists its product as hypothetical. The transcript has a single exon. The record is from RefSeq and is a predicted model, not a curated record. Gene Ontology annotation, molecular function: nucleic acid binding. The annotation marks the transcript as partial. NCBI's taxonomy places the organism in Eukaryota, Fungi, Ascomycota, Dothideomycetes, Pleosporales, Pleosporaceae.